Messenger RNA from Thelazia callipaeda (thelaziosis nematode), 342 nucleotides. Lineage: Eukaryota; Metazoa; Nematoda; Chromadorea; Rhabditida; Thelaziidae. The record is from the annotation of a GenBank genome assembly.
AUGCAAGAGGCACAGGGACGUGAGAUAAAUCAGACAAAGUGGACGCGUAAAAUAAAAUCGGACAGCGUGGACCCGCUCAUACUUGGAGCAGUGAACGAAGCGGCGGGCAGCACAGCAAUGUUAUGCAGACAUGACAAGGCGAGAGAAGAAGCCAUAGGAGUGGAAAGCGAGCAUAGAAAAGAAGAUAAGCUUGUUAAAUUUCCACAAAUCCCUCAUAGAACGCAUUUUGGCCGACAAUCGAUUAGAAAGUGUUACUCAGGUUCAAAGUGCGAAGGAACAAGCAGUGUUGAACCACUAGGUUUGCAAAGAGCACGGGAACCAGCUUUACACUACGUGGUAUGA